AUGCACAACUUGCAAUCUAUCUGGGCCGGUGUUGCCCUCGCAUUGAGCGUCCUGGUUGCUGGAAGACCCGCGCCUUUGGUCGCUCGUGACGUUUCUUCGGAUCUCCUUGACCAAUUCAACCUGUUUGAACAAUACGCCGCUGCAGCGUAUUGUUCAGAGAACUUCAACUCAACGGGCACAAAGUUGACAUGCUCGGCUGGAAACUGCCCCCUUGUACAGGCGGCGGACACCGAGACAUUGGAUGAAUUUGCAGAUACUUCUGGUUAUGGCGACACGACCGGUUUUCUGGCCGUGGAUAAAACGAACGAGCUGAUAGUUCUGUCCUUCCGUGGCAGCUCUUCCUUUGACAACUGGAUUGCCAACAUUGACUUUGUCAAGACCGAUGUUGACCUCUGUGACGGCUGCGAAGCCCACUCGGGAUUCUGGGAAGCUUGGGGAUCCGUCGCGGAUUCCGUGACUAGCCAAAUUGAUUCGGCUCUCUCGACAUAUUCGGGUUACAAGCUAGUCAUCACCGGACACAGUCUUGGUGCAGCGUUAGCUACGCUUGGAGGCGUUGUUCUGAGAAAUUCCGGACACACCCUUGACCUCUAUACGUUUGGAUGCCCCCGUGUCGGAAACGAAGCGUUGGCCCAAUACAUCACGUCGCAAAGCGAUGCCACCUACCGUCUUACCCACACGGAUGAUCCUGUUCCUAAGCUACCACCCAAGUCGUUAGGUUUUAGCCAGCCCAGUCCUGAGUAUUGGAUCACGAGCGCAUCUGGUGAUCCAGUAACCGCAUCCGAUAUUCAAGUCAUUCAAGGUAUCGACUCCGAGGCAGGUAAUGAUGGAACGGCCACUGGUUUGGACAUUGAAGCUCACAGAUGGUACUUCAAUGCUAUAUCGGCAUGUAACUGA
Messenger RNA from Paecilomyces variotii, 894 nucleotides. RefSeq names its product putative extracellular lipase. The coding region runs from base 1 to 894 and encodes 297 amino acids. The transcript is spliced from 4 exons. Gene Ontology annotation, biological process: lipid catabolic process. The record is from RefSeq and is a predicted model, not a curated record. NCBI's taxonomy places the organism in Eukaryota, Fungi, Ascomycota, Eurotiomycetes, Eurotiales, Thermoascaceae.